AUGGCCGGCUCCCCCAACACCAACCUACGCGGCUUCAACCACGCAGUCCACACGCUCCUCAAACAGCCCACCCAAUUCCUUCCACACCUCACCAUCCCAACCUUCACGCACCUGCCCGAGGAUCUUGGACCCCACCUCGUAUCAACAGGGUCAACGCGCAAUAACACCACCCCACCGAACCCGGAAAAGCACCCUCAAACCCCAUCAGCGCGAACACCCACAAUCCGAGCCCUAGUCCUCGACAAAGACAACACCCUGUGCCCCCCAAAAACAACCACCUUCCCACCCAAGAUCCUCACAAAACUUCACGAACUGCGCACCUCCCCAACAUCCCCCUUCCAUGCCACGCGGCACCCACACUCAAUCCUAAUCGUCUCCAACCGUGCCGGAAGCCACCCGGCCUACGACGCCGAGGUGCGCGACCUCGAGGCGCAGCUGGCACACCUGUGCAUCCCUGUAUUCCGGCUGCCGGCCGGCGCGGAAAAGAAGCCGUUCUGCGGUGACGAGGUCGUGCGCUGGUUUCAGGAGCGCGAGGUUAUCGGGUCGGCCGGUGAGAUUGCGGUUGUGGGUGAUCGCUUGGGCACGGAUGUGUUGAUGGCUGGUAUGAUGGGGUCUUGGAGUGUUUGGUGUAAGGAGGGGGUAUUUGAGCCGGGCGAGGAAGGGAAGCCUGAGCGCAAUAUACUGGAGAAGAUGGAGGUUUGGGUUGAGCGAUAUUUGCGUGAGAGGAAGGGGUAUUCGGCGCCGGCGCCAAGGGGGUGGGAUACUGACUGA
Penicillium alfredii is the source of this 771-nucleotide messenger RNA. Its product is annotated as phosphatidylglycerophosphatase. The record is from RefSeq and is a predicted model, not a curated record. The coding region runs from base 1 to 771 and encodes 256 amino acids. The transcript has a single exon. NCBI's taxonomy places the organism in Eukaryota, Fungi, Ascomycota, Eurotiomycetes, Eurotiales, Aspergillaceae. Gene Ontology annotation, molecular function: phosphatidylglycerophosphatase activity.